Drosophila subobscura is the source of this 1273-nucleotide messenger RNA. Its product is annotated as metaxin-1 homolog. Gene Ontology annotation, cellular component: SAM complex. Bases 92 to 1075 code for a protein of 327 amino acids. Gene Ontology annotation, biological process: mitochondrion organization. The record is from RefSeq and is a predicted model, not a curated record. The transcript is spliced from 5 exons. Lineage: Eukaryota; Metazoa; Arthropoda; Insecta; Diptera; Drosophilidae.
AAAAAAAGUAAAAUAUUUGUGCAUUACCAUGCAAGUGAACAGUUAGAAACUUAUAGAAUAGCAAAAGUACAAAUCAGUGACCAGAACACCGAUGGAUAUACAACUAGGCGCCAUGCUGCACGUGUACAAGGGGGAGUGGGGUCUGCCGACAAUUGAUUUUGAAUGUUUACGUGCCCUGUGUCUUCUGCGAUUCACCCGCUGUCCCAUGGACGUGGAAACGAAUGCGAAUCCCCUGCGUUCUGGUGCCGGAAAGUUGCCCUAUCUGCAGAUUGGCAAUGACAAAUUUGUGGGCUACACUCAAAUAAAGCGCGUGCUGGAUCUUGAGGGUUACCCGAUUGAUGCGCACUUAAACACCAAACAAAAGCAUUUGUCGGCCACAUAUGCCAACUGGGUGUUCACCAAUCUGCAUGGCUACUACCACUACUUCCUGUACGGAGAACCAUUCAACUUUGACAAAACCACCCGUGGGCUGUAUGCCAAGCGAACGCCAUUCCCAUUUAACUUUUACUAUCCCUCCACGUAUCAGCGCGAGGCAUGCGAUGUGCUCCAGGUCAUGGCCAGCUUCGAUGUGAACGAUAAGCUGGAUAAGCACGAGUCGGAAUAUCUAGUUUUGAAUGCCAAAAAGUGCGUCAAUCUGCUCUCUCGCAAGCUGGGCCGCAAGGUGUGGUUUUUCGGCGACACCUACAGCGAAUUCGAUGCGAUUGUGUACAGCUAUUUGGCCAUAAUCUUCAAGAUAACACUGCCCAACAAUCCGCUGCAGGCUCACAUCAAAGCGUGUCAGAAUCUGGUGAAUUUCAUCAAUCGCAUCACCAAGGACAUCUUCCGCAACGAAGGCUACAACUCCACCAAACUCACAAAGGCCUCGAACGGCACAGACUCACAUCUGACGCAUUCGGAGCAUAAAUUCCUCGAGUCUGACUGCAGUACAAAGAUCGUGGCGGGUGUCGGCGCACUGUUGGCCAUGGGCGCGUUUGCGGCAUGGCGCGGUAUAUACAACCAGCUAACAACGCGCUCCUCAACGGACUACGAUGGCAUAGACUACGACGAUGAUGAUGCGGAGGAGGGCCUAGAAUAGGAUAAUGCUGCUCUCUAUGUAGUGAUAUAUGUACAUGCAUAUAUGCAUAGAGUAUCUAUAUAUUUAUAAAGUGUAUAAAGGGGAAGAAGCACAAACAAAAAAAUGUCCAACAUCAAAUGAAAAUAUAAUAUAUAAGUAAACUAUGCUUUAUAUAUACAUAUGUGUGUACCCAUACCUUUAUCUAUGUACAUGUGAAGA